GCGCGCGGGGGAACCCCCCCUUCCCGUCCUCCUUGGGGUCGACCGGUCUGCCUGCCCAGAUCCGCUGCCGAGCCCGGAUCGGAGGCGACAGUGCGGCCAAGUGGGCGCGGCCGGCACGAGCUGGGGGGCAGGGUGCCCGGGGCAGGGGGGCGGUGACCCGGGACAGUGCAGGCGGGAGAACAGACCCGCGGACCUCAGAGGGGAAUCUGAGAGCUCAGACCGUGAACGGACGUGAAACUGGCCAGGGCUGGGGGCCAGAAACUGGUCAGCGCUUCGGGGCUCAACUAAGCGGACGCCAGAGUGUUCUCCGGUGGCGCGGGGGAGCAGGUGAACAGGUCCUCACUCCCAGCUCCACGCCCUCACGCGCUCUCGCCCGGGCCCCGGCUCCCGUCCGCAGCCAUGGGCCCCGGCCCCAGCCGCGCCGCCCGCGUCCUACGCUCGAUGCUCUGCGCGCUCGCCUUGAUGGUGGCCGCCAGCGACCGCGUCGCCUCCGCCUUCAACCUGGACACGCGAUUCCUGGUGGUGAAGGAGGCCGGGAACCCGGGCAGCCUCUUCGGCUACUCGGUCGCCCUCCAUCGGCAGACGGAGCGGCAGCAGCGCUACCUGCUCCUGGCUGGCGCCCCCCGGGACCUUGCUGUGCCUGAUGGCUAUACCAACCAGACCGGUGCUGUGUACCUGUGCCCACUCACUGCCCACAAGGACGACUGUGAGCGGAUGGACAUUGCAGAGAAAAGUGACCCUGACCAUCACAUUAUUGAGGACAUGUGGCUCGGGGUGACUGUGGCCAGCCAGGGCCCUGCAGGCAGAGUCCUGGUCUGUGCCCACCGCUACACCCAGGUGUUGUGGUCGGGGUCGGAGGACCAGCGGCGCAUGGUGGGCAAGUGCUAUGUGAGGGGCAACGACCUGGAGCUGGACCCCGGUGAUGACUGGCAGACCUACCACAACGAGAUGUGCAACAGCAACACCGACUACCUGGAGACCGGCAUGUGCCAGCUGGGUGCCAGCGGCGGCUUCACCCAAAACACCGUGUACUUUGGCGCUCCUGGUGCCUACAACUGGAAAGGAAACAGCUACAUGAUUCAGCGGAAGGACUGGGAUUUAUCCGAAUAUAGUUACAAGGACCCAGGGGACCAAGGCAACCUCUACAUUGGCUACACGAUGCAGGUGGGCAGUGCCAUCCUGCACCCCACGAACACCACCAUUGUGACGGGUGCCCCUCGGCACCAACAUGUGGGCGCUGUCUUUUUGCUGAGCCAGGAGGCAGGUGGAGACCUGCGGAGGAGGCAGGUGCUGGAGGGCAGGCAGGUGGGCGCCUAUUUUGGCAGCGCCAUUGCCCUGGCAGACCUGAACAAUGAUGGGUGGCAGGACCUCCUGGUGGGUGCCCCCUAUUACUUUGAGAGGAAAGAGGAGGUAGGGGGUGCCAUUUAUGUCUUCAUGAACCAGGCAGGCACUUCCUUCCCGGCCCACCCCUCCCUCCUUCUUCACGGCCCCAGUCGCUCUGCCUUUGGCUUCUCCGUGGCAAGCAUCGGUGACAUCAACCAGGAUGGAUUCCAGGACGUUGCUGUGGGAGCCCCUUUUGAGGGCUUGGGCAAAGUGUACAUCUACCACGGCAGCUCCAGGGGGCUCCUCAGACAGCCCCAGCAGGUAAUACACGGAGAGAAGCUGGGACUGCCUGGCUUGGCCACCUUUGGCUACUCCCUGAGUGGGCAGAUGGAUGUGGAUGAGAACUUCUACCCAGACCUGCUGGUGGGGAGCCUGUCAGACCACAUCGUGCUGCUGCGGGCCCGGCCUGUCAUCAACAUCCUCCACAGGACCUUGGUGGCCAGGCCACCUGUACUGGACCCUGCACUCUGCACAGCCGCCUCCUGUGUGCAGGUAGAGCUGUGCUUUGCUUACAACCAGAGUGCCGGGGACCCCAACUACAGGCGGAACAUCACCCUGGCCUACACUCUGGAGGCCGAUCGGGACCGCCGCCCACCCCGGCUCCGCUUUGCACGCAGUCAGUCAGCUAUCUUCCAUGGCUUCUUCUCCAUGCCCGAGAUGCGCUGCCAGACGCUGGAGCUGCUCCUGAUGGACAACGUCCGUGACAAACUCCGACCCAUCAUCAUCUCCAUGAACUACUCUUUACCUUUGCGGAUGCCUGAGCGCCCCCGACUGGGGCUUCGGUCCCUGGACGCCUACCCGGUCCUCAACCAGGCACAGGCUCUGGAGAACCACACGGAGGUCCAGUUCCAGAAGGAGUGCGGGCCGGACAACAAGUGCGACAGCAACUUGCAGAUGCGGGCGGCCUUCGUGUCUGAGCUGGGGCAGCGGCUGAGCAGGCUCCAGUACAAUAGAGACUUCCGAAAACUGCUGCUGAGUAUCUACCUGACCAACACCCCGAGCCGGGAGCGGGCUGGGGAAGACGCCCACGAGGCGCUGCUCACCCUGGCGGUGCCUCCCGCCCUGCUGCUGUCCUCAGUGCGCCCCGCUGGAGCCUGCCAAGCCAACGAGACCAUCGUUUGCGAGCUGGGGAACCCCUUCAAACGGAACGAGAAGAUGGAGCUGCUCAUCGCCUUCGAGGUCACUGGGGUGACCCUGCACACAAGGGAACUCCAGGCACAGCUGCAGCUCUCCACGUCAAGUCACCAGGAUGACCUGUCACCCAUGACCCUGACUCUGCUGGUGGACUACACGCUCCAGGCCUCGCUCAGCAUGGUGAGUCACCGGCUACAAAGCUUCUUUGGGGGGACAGUGAUGGGCGAGUCUGGCAUGAAAACUGUGGAGGAUGUGGGAAGCCCUCUCAAGUAUGAGUUCCAGGUGGGCCCAGUCGGGGAAGGGCUGGCAGCCCUUGGUACCCUGGUCCUGGGGCUGGAGUGGCCCUAUGAAGUCAGCAAUGGCAAGUGGCUGCUGUACCCCACGGAGAUCACGGUCCACGGCAAUGGGUCGUGGCACUGCCGGCCACCUGGAGACCUUGUCAACCCUCUCAACCUCACCCUCUCUGUUCCUGGGGACAGGCCGCCAUCUCCACAACGCAGGCGGCGACAGCUGGACCCCGGGGGAGGCCAGGGCCCCCUGCCUGUCACUCUGGCUGCUGCCAAAAAAGCCAAGUCUGAGAUCCAGCUGAGCUGUGGCAGUGACCACACCCGCUGUGUGUGGCUGGAGUGCCAGAUUCCUGAUGCCCCCGUCAUCACCAACGUGACAGUGCAGGCACGAGUGUGGAACAGCACCUUCAUCGAGGAUUACAAAGACUUUGACCGAGUCAGGGUAGCCAGCUGGGCCACCCUGUUCCUGCGAACCAGCGUCCCCACCAUCAACAUGGAGAACAAGACGGUGCGGUUCUCCGUGGACAUUGACUCUGACCUGGUGGAGGAGCUGCCAGCCGAGAUCGAGCUGUGGCUGGUGCUUGUGGCUGUGAGUGCCGGACUGCUGCUGCUGGGGCUGAUCAUCCUCUUGCUGUGGAAGUGCGGCUUCUUCAAGCGAGCCCGCACUCGGGCCCUGUACGAAGCUAAGAGGCAGAAGGCGGAGAUGAAGAGCCAGCCAUCAGAGACAGAGAGGCUGACGGACGACUACUGAGCGGGGCAGCCCCCGCCCCUGGUCCGCCUGGUGUGACUUCUUUAAGCGGACCCGCUAUUACCGGAUCAUGCCCAAGUACCACGGGGUGCGGAUCCGGGAGGAGGAGCGCUACCCACCUCCA
Molecule: messenger RNA, 3676 nt
Organism: Balaenoptera ricei (Rice's whale)
Lineage: Eukaryota; Metazoa; Chordata; Mammalia; Artiodactyla; Balaenopteridae
Gene: ITGA3
Product: integrin subunit alpha 3
Exons: 26
Coding region: 400-3555 (1051 amino acids)
Biological process (GO): integrin-mediated signaling pathway; cell-cell adhesion; leukocyte migration
Cellular component (GO): external side of plasma membrane; integrin complex
Molecular function (GO): integrin binding
Source: RefSeq, a predicted model, not a curated record